Messenger RNA from Belonocnema kinseyi, 4864 nucleotides. RefSeq names its product CTD nuclear envelope phosphatase 1 homolog (gene Dd). Bases 334 to 1140 code for a protein of 268 amino acids. The transcript has 5 exons. Gene Ontology annotation, molecular function: protein serine/threonine phosphatase activity. The record is from RefSeq and is a predicted model, not a curated record. Lineage: Eukaryota; Metazoa; Arthropoda; Insecta; Hymenoptera; Cynipidae.
UCGAUGAGCUAAAGAUGGCGGCUGCUGUGUGAUUUGCGUGAGAGGAUUGGAGAUUUUUAGCUAUUUUGGCGGUGUUCUCCAGGAGUUUGUGGAUAAAAUUGGAUUGCACGUGCAAAAUGUAAUAAAAUACCGCGAAAUGAGGUUCUCGAAAACGCACGCGAUCGUUCGUGUUUUGUGAUAAGCUUUGACGUAAGUGUCGUUUGUUUACCACGUCGGGCUUGUGCUUGUGUAACACCACACGCGCCAAGCGAAAAAGAGAAGAAAGCUCUGAGCGAAGACAAGACUGGAGAUAAAGUGCAGCCGGACUUCGGCCCGGUGAAAAGACUGGUAGAGAUGCUGAAACAAUUGCAAAUGGGGAUGAGAGCUUUUCUCCUGAUAGCCUCCCGCGUGUGGACAUGCAUCUGCUUUCUACUGAAGAAGCAGGUUAGAGCCGUAAGUAGGCCUUUGGCGCCUGAAUUUUCAAUAUUUUCUGCAAUUUUGCCUCCACAACACAUCCACGUGGACCAGAUUUCGCAAAUGCAACCCGUUAAAUACGAAAUCUUCCCGUUGUCUCCUUUAUCCAGACACAGACUUAGUAUAGUAAAGAGGAAAGUUCUGGUUCUUGACUUGGACGAAACUCUCAUCCACUCUCAUCACGACGGAGUAGCCAGGCCAACAGUGAGGCCUGGAACACCUCCUGAUUUUGUUCUUAAGGUGAAGAUAGACCGACAUCCCGUCCGAUUUUUCGUCCAUAAGCGACCACACGUUGACUUUUUUUUGGACAUCGUUAGUCAGUGGUACGAAUUGGUGGUUUUCACGGCUUCUAUGGAAAUUUAUGGAGCCGCAGUUGCUGACAAAUUAGAUAACAACAGAGGCAUCUUAAGGCGCAGAUAUUACAGACAGCACUGCACGCCCGAAAUGGGCUCCUAUACUAAGGAUUUGGCUGCCAUUUGUUCAGACUUAGCAUCAGUCUUUAUACUCGACAACAGUCCUGGAGCCUACAGAGCAUAUCCAAAUAAUGCAAUACCAAUAAAGUCGUGGUUUAGCGACGCUGGCGAUACAGCCCUUUUGAGUUUGCUUCCCGUGCUAGACGCCCUCCGCUUCACGCAAGAUGUUCGCUCGGUACUUUCGAGGAAUCUACAUUUACACCAUACCUGGUAGCAUAGUCCCGAUCCGUCGAUUUAAUACAAACCGCUACUAGUUUAGUGUGUCUAGGACAGACCUAUUCAUUGUUAUUAAAUCUAGAGACAUUAGAGCGCAACCCGCAUCAUGAGAUGAGCCCUUUGACCAACUUUGAAUUGAUUGUCCAUGAAUCAAUGCCCGGCAAAAGGGGUUAUGGUGAAAGCACUCAGCGGACACGGGGUCGUCAGCCACUACUUAUGUCAGCACAAAAAUUUCAUAGAAUCACCUUAUUGUUUUCUGUUACUCAAUUUAGUUAAUUACACCUUUGAGGUUCAUUCAUUUUCGUAUCAAGUUAGCCAAAGAGCAGACUUUUUGGACCAGCAGGUAGUGAAAACCUUCCGUAUCAUUCCUACUUUUUCUUUGUGUACGGGGGUCGAUACGUCACCAAUUAGGAGCGAAAGCCGAAAGUCUCAUUUUCUAUUUUGUUACCACUCGCUGCGAAUGCAAUUUUUGUCCAGUGUGCGUCAACAAAAUCAGGCGUCUUAAUUACAAUUAAUGAUUUUCGUCCCGAUUGCGGGUGUAAAUGUGAAAAGUUUGUCUCCUAGUUUCCUAUGAACUCUUAGGAUUCAGUUAGAAGGAGUCAUGAUUUUAUUUUAAACGUUAAUACUAUUUUAGUAAAGAACGAGAUUCAGUGUUCAAUUGGGUCUUUGUCUUCAUGGAGCAUUUCCAUACUUUGAUCUCUUUUUUUUUAAUGAAAGCUACUUUUUCAUUUGUCUUUUCUCGCGUUCACAUCUCUAAUCUCUAGUCUCCCGGGAUUCUGACGAGGCUUUGACGCACGCUCUGUCUAGUUUAAACCUACAACAAAUUUAAUUCCUCGCUAGCUAAAUACACCCUAAAUAUCUUCAGACAUUACGAUCAAUCUUACAGUACGAUCCCUCGGUUGUGUACUACUGACUUAGGAUGGCUAAAAGAGUACUAAAUAAGCCUGUGUGAAUGUAAUCUCGAUUUCAAUUCAACAGAAACUUCUCGAAAGAAAUGAAUUUUUCACGCGCAAUUUUCUACAGUUUUUUAGUUAGAUUUUUGAUGAAAUUAUUGAGUAUUCUAGUACUUUACUGAUUACGACUUGGCGACCUUUUAUUGGCAACAAUUCACGUCCACUCGAAUUGAGAUAUAGAGUUGGAAAUUUGGGGGGAAAAAAUAAAAGGCACUGAGAAAUGUUUUUAUGUACCGUUAGCGCUUUUCACUUAAAUUCCAAGUUUUUUAACUCGAUAUCUCAAUUCGUGUGGACGUAAGUUAUUGCGAAAAAAUGUCAAUAAAGUAUGGGCAUCGGAUAAGUAUUACAUGGCCUGAACACAAUUGAUUAAAAGCAUUGCCGACUGCCAUUUUUGUAAUUCAGAUCGACUGAACUUGUCGAGAUUUAAGAUAUUCAAGAAAAUCUUCCAAUAUAUUGACCAAACGGGUUUAAAAUCUGAGACAAUAGGGGCUUUUUUCCUCAAAUUAAAGAUUACAUUUUCUCUCGUUUUUUCUAGAUUUAGUGUUUUUAAGAUAAAGAAGUUUCUGUGGAAGUGAUGUGCAAAGGGGAAAGGGGAAAGGUGUUUGCUCCGGCCAAGUACUAAGUCAUUUGAAAUGGACUGUGUCGUUCACUGUAUCAGUGAGACGACUUGUCUCGCUUAUUAUAAUCUAUUGAUGAGUAUUAAUGACCAUUGCAAAACGACGGAAUUUAUCUUUGUUUAGGAUUUACAGUACCGAGAGAGGGAGAGGUGCAGGGAAGAGGAGAAAAAUAAUUGGAGAGUAGAGAAUGGAAAUCCAUGUACAGUGGGGGCACUAAAAGUCAUUCGUACACCUCUUUUUUUAUGACUGGUUCAGUUCUCUUAAUUCUCAUUAUUCUAGAGUUAAAAAAGUUUUUCUUUAAAGGUUUGACUGCUCUCAAAAUUCGGUAUAAAAUGAGCCCGGUAUGAAGCAAACUUAUCUAUUUUUUAAAGUAGAUAUUGCAAAAAUAGUGUAAAUGUCAAUUUUUUCUUGAAUAAUCAAUAACUUUUGAAAUAAUCAACAUUUUUUCAAGUUCUUGGGGUCAUUUUCAACCUACUUUUCUUUUCGAAUUGCAAGAACUUGAAUUUGUAAAAAGAAAGUUGGAAAAAUUGCAAUAUUUUUUGUAGUAACAAAAAUAUUUAUUUAGAAUAUAUGAAACAUAUAAUUAUGAAGUUUCCUGAAAAAAUAUAUUUAAUUAUUAUUCUCAUUUGCUUGCACAUGUUUUCACAUUUUUUCCACUUUUUUCUUACCACUUCCUUGCAAUUUGAUAAGAAAAUUGUUACGAUUUAUACUAAUAAGCUUUUGUAAUACAUUUGAAAAUUUAAGAAAAAAUUAAAAUUUACACUAUUUUGCAAUAUCUACUUUAAAAAAUAGACAAAUUGGCUUAUUUUAUACAGAAUUUCGAGAGCAAUCAAACCUUUAAAGGGAAAUUCGUUUAGCCCUGGAAUAAUUAAAAUUUAGGGUAUUCAAACAGUCAUGAGAAAAUCGGUGUAAGAAGACUUUUUAGCGCUCACUGUAAAUCGCUGUGUACUUUAUCCGCUUGUUUAAUUUAAAAUUAUGUAUAACAGUGAACAUUGUGAGGUUUGUACAUAUUAGAAACCAGUGUGUAUUUGUAAUUGCGAGAGUGAUUGGUACGACUGAUCGUGCAGUGUAAUUGAGCCCUAACUGGUAAAAGAAUUAAGUGGGCGCUAUAUAUAAAAUAUAUUACAUAUAUAUAUAUAUAUAUAUAUAUAUAUUAUACAUAUAUAAAUAUUGAAUUUAAUUAUGAUCAAUAAAAGUCUAUAAGAUAACUGAAUAUAUUGAAGUACUGGAUCAAGUCCGCAGGAUAAAUUCUGAGGGAUUUAACUGUCGGGAGAUUUUUGUUUGUUUGUUUCUUGUAAUCGACAUUAUUUCGAGAUUGUUUAAUAGUACAAUUGUUUUGUGCAAGCUUUACUUUAGGAUUAAAUUGUGUCCAAAUCGAUAGACGAGAGUGAACAAAGUAACUUCAUAAUUAUUAUGCGUAUGUACAAAAGGGAAUUUAUUAAUUAAGAAAGACAACAUUGAGUUUAUUCGCUAAAACAUAAUUGUGUAUGGUUCUUUGUACUGCCACCGUCAUGCAAUAAUUAUCCGUACGUCUCUGUACAUUUUGGUUUAAUGUAUACGAUUCAACACAGUGAAAAUAUACAAUUUAUCUGCUUUUGAAUGGCAGUGUUUCUUCUAUAAAAUAUCGAAGACAGUCGAAGAGGAAGCGUUUGCAAUUUGUUCGUAGUAGAUUGUACUUUCACUCUUUGGGCGGAUCUUCUCGGAUCAUUUCCAAGGAGCUGUCAGAGUUGUUGGUACUACUUCCGCUGCCAGCAUCGUCCUCUCGCUCAGUGGACUUUUCUUGGUUUUGGUUUGAUGUGUCCAGCUGCCACGAAGGAAUAGAAGGCGGUGCGCUUGGAAAUUGUUUCCUGAAAUUCAAAUAUUGGCUCGAAUGAUUUGCAUAUCACUUUAUCAAAUAAAAACGGAAGCUCUUUAUUGUAGCUUUAAUAUUUAGUUUAGUGUAGCCGACUAUUGAAAGUUAAAUUAAUUGACCAUGGUUGUGAUGUAAGGAACACAUCUGUAAAAUGUGAACUGAAACCAGGAAAGUGGGUUUAAACCUCUUGAAAAUUGAAUGUCUGUGCAACUCAUUUUUCGUUGCUACAGAUAGAAUAUGAUUGACACUUUUUCAAACAUUCUGUAUUACUUCAUUAUGAAAUUGUAAGAAAAAUAAAAA